AUGGACUUUUCAUGCAUUUGCAAUAGUGGUGUUGGGAAAAGAAGCAUAUCAAGGUCAGAAGGCACUCGGCAUUCCAGCCUCGGCUGCAGCUCUGCCAGCAGCUGGGAGACCUCGCCGUGGCUCUCGGAAGUGCAGUCCCAACUUCAGGACCAAGCAGGGAAGGACCUGGAGUACGAAGCCCCUUGGAGCCCCAGAAGGACUCUGAGCAACGGAGGGAACACGUCUGCUCCUGCUGAAUCCAUGGUCAGUGCUGUUUGGAUUAACAAGGAGAGGAGGCACUCACUGUCCCAGGACAAGGUGGACCCUGAGGCAGCGGGGAUGCUGGAGGAGGCGGACAGUGGCUAUCUGCAGGUCCCCAGGUCUCCAUGGCACACGCACCUACAGAUGUACUGCUCGGUCCAGACCCUCCACCAGGACGCCGGCCAGCAAGUCAAACACCAAGGCAUGUUCCCGGGCUCUGAGCAAAGGCUUCCUCAGGAGAGAGACUCGGGCUUGUUGAAAAGCAAGCAGGUGACUCAGCAAGAGACCACGACCCCAGAGGCAGCCCAGCAUGAACAUCAAGUGGACCAUCCCCAAACACAGACAGUGGGGUCCGGCUUCCACAACGGCCUUCAGGGUCCUUCCUCCAUCAAGAACCCACAACGGCCUGGAAAACCAGCGCACUAUCCAUUCCCCCAGAGGAAAGCGCCCAGGAUCUCCCAAGCUGCCCGGAACCUGGGCUUAUAUGGCCCCCCCUGAGGCUUUCUCCUCAGCCAGAUGUCCCAGCCUUGAGGCCAGCUCUGGUCUCAUCACAGAACCCGGAGGCAGAGCCACCAGGGGGACCCCUCGCUAUCAGCAGAACUGGGCUACCUCACUGGUAGGGAUUGUGGGAAAUGAACUUCACAGCGGGCACAUGGUCUUGUCCUUCAGAAAAGAAGAGCUUGCCCAGAGCAGAUGGCCCACCGUUCAGGAUGAAAGAGCGCUGUCUGACCCAUGCAGCCCGUUCCGCUCACACAGGAAGACAUUGCUACGUUGCUGGGGAGCCCUGGAGGCCCGUUCCUCAGGGAGGUCCAGUAGGACACCUGCUCAGUCCCUAGAACCAGGGAACCAGUUUGAAACAUAAAACAGGGACCCUGGCCAAUGGGAUGCCCUAGCAGUGCCCCGGAGUCAACGAACGUGGACAAUCUGGUUUCCAAUAUCUUCUGGUGAUUUCUCACAUGUUCUGGAGAAAUGGGCUCUGAGGAUUGGCUUUUUCUGGUUGCUCUGCCUGGAGGCCAGCUCACGUACAAGUCACUACGUUCACUGUAGUGACCACACCAUUUCAGCUUGAGCUUCCCAAAGUAUGGUCACCCUGGGUAAAGAACAAUGCCACCUGCCACUUUGUGUUUGAGGGGUGUUGGGAAGGGUUGGUCACCUCUCACCUCUCACCGAGACUGCACAUUCCAGUGUCAUCACAGAUUUACUUCCUCCUGUCCUUCCCUUCCUUCCUUCCUCCCUUCCUUUCUUCCUUCCUUCCGUCCUUCUUUCCUUU
Messenger RNA from Myotis lucifugus (little brown bat), 1510 nucleotides. It is a transcript of the gene CUNH9orf152, whose product is annotated as chromosome unknown C9orf152 homolog. NCBI's taxonomy places the organism in Eukaryota, Metazoa, Chordata, Mammalia, Chiroptera, Vespertilionidae. The transcript has 3 exons. The record is from RefSeq and is a predicted model, not a curated record. Bases 1 to 738 code for a protein of 245 amino acids.